GCCCAGGGGUCAGAGGCCGAGCCAGUGCCGGCAGGGCAGGGAUGAGCCAUGGCAUCAGUCAAAGUGGCCGUGAGAGUCAGGCCCAUGAACCGAAGGGAAAAGGAUUUGGAGGCCAAGUGUAUUAUUCACAUGGAAACAAACAAAACAACAAUCACAAACUUAAAGAUUCCAGAGGGAGGGACUGGAGAUUCAGGAAGAGAAAGAACCAAAACCUUCACCUAUGACUUUUCCUUUUGUUCUGCUGAUUCUAAAAGUCCAAAUUAUGUUUCUCAAGAAAUGGUUUUCACAAAUCUUGGCACAGAUGUCUUACAAUCUGCAUUUGAAGGUUAUAAUGCUUGUGUCUUUGCCUAUGGGCAAACCGGAUCAGGGAAGUCUUACACUAUGAUGGGAAAUACUGGUGAUUCUGGCUUAAUACCUCGAAUUUGUGAAGGUCUGUUCAGCCGUAUAAAUGAAACUACGAAAUGGGAUGAAGCUUCUUUUCGAACUGAAGUCAGCUACCUUGAAAUCUACAAUGAACGUGUGAGAGAUCUACUUAGGCGGAAGUCAUCAAAAACCUACAAUUUGAGAGUUCGUGAGCAUCCCAAAGAAGGACCUUAUGUUGAAGAUUUGUCAAAACAUUUAGUACAAAAUUACAGUGAUGUAGAAGAACUUAUGGAUGCAGGGAAUAUAAAUCGAACCACUGCUGCAACGGGAAUGAAUGAUGUUAGCAGCAGGUCUCAUGCCAUUUUUACCAUCAACUUCACUCAGGCAAAAUUUGAUUCAGAAAUGCCAUGUGAAACUGUGAGCAAGAUCCACUUGGUUGAUUUGGCGGGGAGUGAGAGAGCAGAUGCCACUGGCGCUACUGGGGUUAGAUUGAAGGAAGGAGGGAACAUUAACAAAUCCCUAGUUACUCUGGGAAAUGUCAUUUCUGCCUUAGCUGAUUUAUCUCAGGAUGCCGCAUACCCUUUUGUAAAGAAGAAGCAAGUAUUUGUGCCUUACAGGGACUCUGUUUUGACUUGGUUGCUAAAAGAUAGCCUUGGAGGAAACUCUAAAACUAUCAUGAUUGCCACUAUUUCACCUGCCGAUGUCAAUUAUGGAGAAACCCUAAGUACUCUUCGAUAUGCAAAUAGAGCCAAAAACAUCAUCAACAAGCCUACCAUUAAUGAGGAUCCUAACGUCAAACUCAUUCGUGAGCUCCGAGCUGAAAUAGCCAGACUGAAAACUCUGCUUGCCCAAGGGAAUCAGAUUGCACUAUUGGACUCUCCAACAGCUUUGAGUAUGGAGGAGAAACUCCAGCAGAAUGAAGCAAGAGUACAAGAAUUGACCAAAGAAUGGACAAACAAGUGGAAUGAAACUCAAAAUAUUUUGAAAGAACAAACGUUAGCCCUGAGGAAAGAAGGAAUUGGAGUUGUUCUGGAUUCUGAGCUGCCUCAUCUGAUUGGCAUUGAUGAUGACCUUCUGAGCACUGGAAUAAUCUUAUAUCACUUGAAGGAGGGUCAAACUUAUGUUGGCCGAGAAGAUGCUUCAGCAGAACAGGAUAUUGUUCUUCAUGGCCUGGAUUUGGAAAGUGAACACUGCGUCUUUGAAAAUGUUAAUGGAACAGUGACUUUAAUACCGUUAAAUGGAUCCCAGUGCUCUGUGAAUGGGAUACAGAUCCUAGAAGCUACACACCUGAACCAAGGUGCUGUUAUUCUUCUUGGGAGAACCAACAUGUUUCGCUUUAACCACCCCAAGGAAGCUGCCAAGCUUAGGGAAAAGAGAAAGAGUGGACUUUUGUCUUCCUUCAGUUUGUCGAUGACUGACCUCUCAAAGUCAUGUGAGAACCUCUCAGCUGUCAUGUUGUAUAAUCCAGGGCUUGAAUUCGAGAGGCAACAGCGUGAGGAGCUGGAAAAGUUAGAAAAUAAAAGGAAGCUCAUUGAAGAAAUGGAAGAAAAACAAAAAUCAGACAAAGCAAAAUUAGAACGAAUGCAACAAGAAGUGGAGUCACAACGCAAGGAAACGGAAAUAGUACAGCGACAAAUCAGGAAACAGGAGGAGAGCUUGAAACGCCGAAGCUUUCAUAUUGAGAGUAGACUAAAAGAUUUGCUAGCUGAAAAAGAAAAAUUUGAAGAGGAACGGCUCAAAGAACAGCAGGAGAUUGAGCUUCUGAAGAAAAGGCAAGAAGAAGAAAGCAUUCUCAAAGUCAAGGAAGAGCUCCAGUGGCUACAAGAACUCAAUAAGAAUGAAAAGGCUGAGAAGAUACAGAUAUUCAGAGAACUUGACAGACUUAAAAAGGAAAAAGAUGAGCAAUGUGCCAAGUUUGACCUGGAAAAAAAGAGACUUGAAGAGCAAGAAAAAGAGCAGCUGUUGCUUGUUGCACAUCUUGAAGAGGAAGUCAGAGAAAAACAAGAUAUGAUACAAUUCCUAAAGCGAGGAGAUGUCCAAAGGCUAGAAGAAGAAAUAAGAGACCUUGAAGAAAUCAGAGGGUCUCUUUUGAAAUUUAAAGAAGUCCGACAUGAGGAGGUUGGAGAAGAUGGUGAAGAAUUAGAGAAAGCACAACUUAAUUUCCUGAACUUCAAGAGAAAGCAACUUGCACAGUUGAUAAGUUUGGAAAAGGAUCUAGUUCAGCAGCGAGAUCUCCUUGAAAAAGAAGUGGUAGAUGAACGGGAAGUUCUAGAGCAUUUAACAGGUGUCACUGAAGAUUUGAAUUUGCUCAAAGUAAAUAAUGAAAAUCUCUUAAAGGCAACACAGGUGGCCCAAGACUUGGAGAAAAUGAAGCCAGCAGAAUACAGGCUGCAGAAUAAAAAACGCCAGCUUCAGUACCUCACACAGAAUCAUUUGCCAGUCUUGUUGGAAGAGAAGCAAAGAGCUUUUGAAAUCCUUGACAGAGGUCUUCUCGGCUUAGAUAACACACUUUAUUUGGUUGAGAAAGAAAGGGAAGAAAAAGAGGAACAGCUUGCCCAGUACAGAGCCAAUGCCAACCAGCUGCAGAAACUCCAAGCCACUUUUGAAUUCACUGCCAAUAUUGCUCGUCAGGAAGAGAAAGUUAGGAAAAAGGAAAAAGAAAUUCUCGAAUCCAGGGAAAAGCAACAAAGAGAGGCACUGGAACAAGCUGUUGCUAAACUGGAAAAGAGACAUACUGCCCUCCAACGCCGCUCCACUUUGGAUUUGGAGAUUGAAGAGCAGAAACAAAAGCUGGCGACUCUUAACAGCAAUAAUAGCGAGCAGUCAGGUCUCAGAGCUAGUCUAGAGUCCGAACAAAAAGCCUUAGAACAGAACCGUGAAAGGUUAGAGCAUGAAAUUCAGCAACUGAAGCAAAAGCUAUGUGAAGCUGAUGGUGUUCACAAAGGGCACCAGGGAACCCUGGUGCAGAAUCAAUCUUACUCUAACUCCCUAGUCAGUACUAUAAAAUCUCAGUCUCAUCUGGUUCCAUUGUCUGAUAAUAGGGAGCUUAAUGCUUAUAUUGAAGAAGAAGUGCAGCGGCGCCUGCAGAAUGUCCAUCCCAGGAUUGGAGAUGCCAACAUCUAUUUAUCUCAGUCUAAAGAAUUGCCAAAGGAUAAUGAAAAACUUCACAAUGGCACUAUUCAGCGUAAGCUUAAGUAUGAGAUAUGCCAUGACCUACUAAAUCCUUUAAUGUCUGUGUCAGACAAUGCCAGCUGUUGUAAUCAUCCUUUGCUUAGGGAAGAUUUAGUUCAGAUUUCACUUGAUUGGAGAACAGAGGUUACUGAUUUGGUUUUGACAAGUGGAGUGAGAGUGACAUCUAAAUUCCAAAGUACUCUGGUUGACAUUAUUUACUUACUUCAUGGAAACAUGGAAAGCAGUAUUCCCUCCCUGUCAGAGGUUCAACUACUCUUAUAUACUACAGUUAGAGUAGAGAGUGACUCUAGCCAAACACAUUGUGCAUCAUUAGUUCUUCUUAAUACACAUAUUGGACUUGUGAGAGAAGAUUGUGUUUUCUUUCCCCAUACAAUUUCUCCAAGAAUAACUCCUCGACGCUCACAAUUUGAUGUGAUUAAGUUCCGUGCUUUAAAAGAAUUCAGGUGUGUUGUUGCAGACCAGAAAAACUUGUUAGAGGUAAAGCUUGUCUUUUUCAAAAAGCAUAAAAUUGUACCUGAUUCAAGAAUUGGCUUUCCUGGACACCAAUUAUUCAAUCCCCUAUCCUAUAUUGUAGAUGACCAAAAUGAUCCAUCUGAGGUCUGGAGACUAACUUUCAGUUCACAAGAAGAAGCUCUUUGGCUUAUUAGGUACUUGACAAGAUUCUAGAGAGUAGAUUUUUAA
Molecule: messenger RNA, 4236 nt
Organism: Gracilinanus agilis (Agile Gracile Mouse Opossum)
Lineage: Eukaryota; Metazoa; Chordata; Mammalia; Didelphimorphia; Didelphidae
Gene: KIF16B
Product: kinesin family member 16B
Exons: 23
Coding region: 49-4221 (1390 amino acids)
Biological process (GO): microtubule-based movement
Molecular function (GO): ATP binding; microtubule motor activity; microtubule binding
Source: RefSeq, a predicted model, not a curated record